UCAACCUAAAUGUACUCAAUGUCUCAAUGUGUGCAUCGUAGUGUGUUUCGGAAACAAGGAGCUGUGAACUGGGGACAAACACAAAAUCUGUCGAAUCUCCAACCAACAUCUCUCUCUCUCAUCCUCUGCAAGUGUGAUUCCAGAGCCCCUAACGAAUCCCGUCGACGACGAUAUGGGAAAAACGCAAGAAGAGGACAUCGACGCCAUCGUGGCCGGCAUCGAAGGAUUAGAGAGCAAGCCCACCGACAAGAAGGCCAAAAAGAAGGCCACCACCCAACCGGACCGCGCCCAACAGAAUGGUGAUCCCUUGUCCAACAAUGGGACAGCCAAUGCUUCCGACCCAACACCCGCUGAAAACGGUGAGGUCAAGAAGAAGCGCAAGCGGAAUCGCAACAAAAACAACAAAAAAGACCUGGAAGAAGGCGAGGAUGAGCCCGUCACGGCCAAUGCCACGCCUUCCACCGAGAAGAAGACCGAUCCCAAAGGGGGCAAGAAAGCGGCUGCCAAGUCCGGAGGAAAAGUGACGCAAACCUAUCCGCCUACCAUUCCCAUUUUUGACUUGUAUCGAGGCGGGCCGUUCCCUGUUGGGCAACAAAUGGAGUAUCCGGACGUGUGGAACGAUGGAAGAACCGCCCAAGAUCGUUUUGGCACCGAGGAGAAACGGGCCAUUGAUCGGGCCCAAUUAGACAUGUAUAACGAGGUGCGAUGUGCGGCCGAGGCUCAUCGACAAACCCGACAGCAUAUCCAAAAAUGGGUCAAACCGGGCAUGAAAAUGAUCGAUAUUGUACAGGAGCUGGAAGACACGGCACGGAAACUCAUCAAGGAGAACGGCCUGGAAGCGGGUUUGGCCUUUCCCACUGGAUGUUCCAUCAAUCAUUGUGCGGCUCAUUACACACCCAAUGCGGGCGAUGAGACCGUGCUAGGCCAGGAUGACGUGGUCAAGAUGGAUUUUGGCACACACAUCAACGGUCGAAUUAUUGAUUGCGCUUGGACGAUGAACUUCAACCCCAAAUUUGAUCCCUUGAAGGAGGCAGUGCGAGACGCCACGGAAAUGGGCAUCAAAACGGCGGGCAUUGAUGUGCGAUUGUGUGAUGUGGGAGCUGCUAUUCAAGAAGUCAUGGAGAGCCAUGAGAUCGAAUUGGACGGCAAGACGUACCAGAUCAAGUCCAUUCGAAAUCUCAAUGGCCACUCCAUCUCCCCGUACCAGAUUCAUGCAGGAAAAACCGUGCCUAUCAUUAAAGGGGGCGAGGCUACGGUCAUGGAGGAAAAUGAGUUCUACGCCAUCGAAACGUUCGGAUCAACGGGCAGAGGAGUCGUUCAUGAUGACAUGGAGACGAGUCAUUACAUGAAAAACUUUGAUGUCGGCCAUGUUCCUUUGAGAUUACAACGCUCCAAGCAGCUCUUAAACACGAUUAACAAACAUUUCGGCACGUUGGCUUUCUGCCGACGUUGGUUGGAUCGUUUGGGCGAGACCCGCUACUUGAUGGCUUUAAAAGAUUUGGGUGAGAAGGGCAUCGUUGAGCCUUAUCCCCCAUUAUGCGACGUUAAAGGCUGUUACACGGCUCAAUUCGAACACACCAUUCUCCUGAGGCCCACUUGCAAGGAGGUUAUUUCACGUGGGGACGAUUAUUGAGUUGUAUCUAUGAUACAUAGCAAUGCUUAUUGAUGAUGCCAACGUUUGUAAUAAUGUGUGCGUGGUGAUUUCACCUUGCCAUCAUUGAAAGAAAAUAUCUUGCUGAA
Messenger RNA from Tigriopus californicus, 1740 nucleotides. RefSeq names its product methionine aminopeptidase 2-like (gene und). Gene Ontology annotation, molecular function: metalloaminopeptidase activity. The transcript has 4 exons. Bases 173 to 1633 code for a protein of 486 amino acids. The record is from RefSeq and is a predicted model, not a curated record. Lineage: Eukaryota; Metazoa; Arthropoda; Copepoda; Harpacticoida; Harpacticidae. Gene Ontology annotation, biological process: proteolysis.